This is a messenger RNA of Eleginops maclovinus (Patagonian blennie), 4857 nucleotides long. It is a transcript of the gene phyhip, whose product is annotated as phytanoyl-CoA hydroxylase-interacting protein. NCBI's taxonomy places the organism in Eukaryota, Metazoa, Chordata, Actinopteri, Perciformes, Eleginopidae. The coding region runs from base 277 to 1284 and encodes 335 amino acids. The transcript has 5 exons. Gene Ontology annotation, molecular function: protein binding. Gene Ontology annotation, cellular component: cytoplasm. The record is from RefSeq and is a predicted model, not a curated record.
AUAGGAGCCAAGUAAACAUCAUCCUCAAGAGCCCAGAGCAAAAACGAGACCGGGCGGAGGGGGGAGUGAGAGAGGGAGGUGGGGAGGAGGUUAGAGUGUUUGUGUGUGACACAGAGAGUGAGAGGGAAACAGACUGAGAGAGAAGCUAGUGUGUUCGUUUCACCUCCUAAUCAGUUUUCUUGGGAGAUCUAUCAUCGACUGCAGCAGAGGAGGCAAGAAGAAGAAAAGAAGAUAGAUUUCUGCCUGACUAAUUUGAGCCUCAUACAAAUAACAAAAAUGGACGCUCCUCUCGCCACUCCCUGCAAUAUCCAGAUUUGUGAGGUGACCUGUGACUCCUUCCGCAUCAUGUGGGACAUGACCCCCGAGGACAGUGCCAGGUCCACACACUUCUUCAUUGACCUCAGCCGCAAAGAGAGCCGGGAUCCCAACCGCUUCAAACACAGGGAUGUGCCAACCAAGCUGGUGGCCAAGGCUGUGCCUCUCCCCAUGGCAGUGAGGGGACACUGGUUCCUCAGCCCACGGACAGAGUACUGUGUUGCUGUCCAAACUGCUGUCCGACAGCCAGACGGUGACUACCUGGUGUCAGAGUGGAGCCAGGUGGUGGAGUUCUGCACCGGGGACUAUGCCAUGGAGCACCUGCAGCAGCUGCUCGACAAGGCCAAGGGCUCUGCAGGACGGCUGCUGAAGUUUUCUGUGUUUUAUCGCAACCAGCAUCCAGAAUACUUCGACUUUGUCAGAAGGGAAUGUGGAGGCCUGAUGCGUCCUGCCCUGAAAGACAUCAGUGGGAGUCAUGGAUCUCCUAUCAACAGUAAACUGCACGGAGUCUUCUUCAGCUGCAGCACAGAGUUUGAUACGGGCCUCCCUCCCAAAGACUCCCCGUACGGCCCGCUGCGUUUCCUGAUCCCAGCUGGACACCUGCUGAACCCCAACAUCUCCCUGUACUUUGCAGACUUCUACUGUAUGUACACAGCCUACCACUACGUAGUGCUGGUGCUGGCCCCUGUUGGCUCGGAGGGCGAUACCUUCUGUCGCACCCGCCUCCCUAUGCUGGACUUGGCCUCCAACGCCUUCCUGACAUACACUGCCCCUCUGAGGCCAGGGGAUGAGCCUUUGUUCUGCCAUGCCAGCGACGUCAUCCUGGAGGUGAUUUUCACUGAGCCGGUGUCUUUGGAUCAGGGCCAAGUGGAGCAGAUCCGAGGGCACCACCAGCUCAUGAGUCUGACCACAGCCAACGCCAAGAAAGACCCGAGCUGCAAAGUGUGCAACAUCAGUGUGGGGCGCUGAGACCUGGGAGAUUGUGAAACUACAAGAUUGAAUGACACAGUGUUGCAUCAGAUGAACAGUUGAAAGCAUCAAGUGUAGGUCAGCACACAGUGGAAACAGCCCACCUCUCGGGGUGCGUGCAUGCUGCUGCCCCUCUUCCCCCUUGCCUCGUAUAGAAUAGUGAGUAUUAAAUAGAGGAUUUUUAUAAUGUGAUUCCCUGAACUUCAUCAUGAUCACAGCAGGAAAUACAGUUCAUUAACGGCUGGAUAGAAAACAGCUUGAGAAAUGAUGCUGGAAGAUAUCCGUUCUGCUUAUUUGUUCUACGUUAUCUGUGCUCUCCCUUGUCUUUGUGGCAUUUUAUGAAUAUCUUUUUCUUCUUUCUAAUUUAAAUGUUUCCCCUAAGAUGUGUUUGAUUUCAUGUUUUGUUUCUCUGUACUUCUAGUUUUAUGUUUUUCCCUUGAAGAAAUCUGUUUUAUCCAACUUUAAACAAUACAAAGCUAAAUGUCCCAACAUUACAGAAAUCUAAAAUAUAAGGGUAUAACAAACAUUUUGCCAUAUUUACUUCAUGCAAUACUCACUGCCAGAUGUCCUUUGUCUUAUUUAUUAUUACUGCCAAAUGUCUAAUAUUAUUCCUACUCAGCUUCCCUUGCAAAUACUUGAACCACUCCUUUAAAGGUUGUUGUAGAGUUAUGGUUUGUUAAUUGUAACUCAGUGUCUAAAUGUUACACAAUUUUUUAACAAUCUGGUGCAAUGUGAUGAUGGAAUCAGUGUGCUGGGAUUUCAGGAGGAAGGUAUUCGGAAAGAUGGUAUCACAUAGUUCCAUGUGAUCAGUCUGAUAGCAACCCUCUGCUCUGUAAACAGGGCUGAGCUAAGAUUAGCUCCCAUCUUGCUAUUGGAUUUCUGUUUGGGCCUGCCCAGUAAACUCUGACCUAUAUGGCAAUCCCAGAAAACGUCCAAAGUGAAAGGGGAUCCUGUCCCUGGUGCACAACAGUAAUGCAUGCGUUGGUUUAGUGGUCAGAAUGUAGGGCAUGUCAAGAGAGCGCGCACUGAAAGAUAAAAGGCUUAACCAUUGAAAGAGAAUGUGAAAGAAAAUUUAACGCAAAGACCUGUUUUAAAGUUUUAUACAAAGCACUUACUAAGAUGUCUAAACAUUUCUGAAAAUGAAUUCAAAUGUAAUAAAAAAGAUAUAAUAUUAGCUCAUAUUUUCCCAGGACUGAUGCUUUCUGUUUGACAAAAAAAGGAAUCAUUUCUAGCUGAAGCACACCAUGCCCUUUCACUUAGAUCCUUCCCGCAGCACAGAUGAGAGCUGACUGACACGGUAACGCUGUAAUUCUCUCCGUUGUUGUUGUCCCAAAACGGCUCGCUCUGCCCUCCAGGUGAAUAACUCAGACAAAACUCAAUCUUCCGUUUGGCAUCCAGAACUUUAGGAAUAGCAAUGUCAAAUUCAAAGAUGUCUGUCUGAGGUCCCCCGAAGCGUUUCUGCAGGUGUGUACAGGGCACGUCUCUGUAGCUCUGCCACGAGUCAAAGGUGAUGCGAACACGCACUUCCUUCUGGAAGCUGAUGUUCCUGACUCGCACCGUACCGUGGAGGGCCUGUUCAUUAACGCUGCAGUUCUCCAGGGUCACCAUGCUCUCAGCUAGCUUUGCACGAAAGGCUUGGAAAUCUGCGGAAGGCUGCGGGAAGCCCAGUUUGAGGCUUGUUCCUGGGCAGCAGGUGCUGACAGUGCAGCUGUAGCCAUCCUCCAUCAUGCUCCCCAAAUCCUUCAGUGACGGCAGGAGGUUAAUGUCAGACUGCUCCUCUUCAUCAGAAAACAUUCUGACGGAUGUCAAAGACAUUCCCCGUGAGUCAGCAAAAAUCACACGUUUGUUCUUGACUGGGAAUAAAAAAAGAUCAUCAUCAUCUUCAUCAAAGUCCUCCAAGAAGAAGGAUGGGAAAAGGUUGGUCAGAUAGGCUUGGCUUAAGAUGUCAGAGGAAAACUGAUCUGCCACUGUAGGGCGGAUGCAGGGGCGCUGAGGCUUCAGGAUGGGAACCCAAACAUGAGGACAAAGUUGUUUACGUUGGUUCAAGCAGAGUCUGACAGCAAUCUCUGCAAGUCCAGCUGACUGGGCCAUUGAGCCAAGGCUGACCCCUGGCAGGACACUGGAGAUAAAGGGAUUUCAUUAAAAACAGAAGUCUUAAUAGACAUUUAAAUAUCCUGUGCUAUUAGUAAUGAACUGCAUCGCAAGAUUAAGAUGAUAUGACCAUAAUUAUAUUCCCAACUCUGUUUUGGACAGUAAAGUGAUGCAAGAUAAUGCUAACCAGACACUUAGUUUGCUUACGUUGCUCUGGACAUCUCCAUACUGAUAGUGGGAUCUGGAAUAAUGGAAACGUUAUCCUCAAUGUUUGGUUGGAGUUCUAGAAAACAGAAAUGCCAGUAUAAAGAUUAAUGCAGCAUCAAUGUUGACCUCUAUUUGUGUGCAAUUCUUCAUUCAUAAGCUAAAAAGAAAUGUUCAAAUAUGUCUUAAAACGUACUUACAAACUCCCAUGAGCAGUGGGUUGCCUGCAGUGUUUAAUCCCUGUCUGCAGGAGAAACAUGCAGGGCCUUAUUUAUACCACCUCAGUUAGGAUGUCAUGUUGUAGACACCACCCUCUCUUCUGUCCUGACCAAUCAGAUAGCUAUCUGGAUUUCAGACCUGCCAAAAAACCCAUUCAAGAGUUACAGCAUCAUCCCUUAUUUAACUUGUGCUAGUGCAACUCUAUCUGUAAUAUCACUGACAACAGAAACAUGUCGCUGUAACCUAAUGUCUUUGUUUUGUCACAUCAUGACGGUGUUGAGCAGCAAACACAUUCAGGUUUCCUGAAUAUAACUCUCCUCUACACUGUGGAAAGUAUUCCAGUCAUCCCUGGUUUAUUCUCAGACCUGUCAGUAGACACCAAGGUCUCGAGCCAAAUUAUCUGCUGUCUGGCUGGCUGCUGUCCUGAAGGGAUCGCUGUAUGCGUGACGCUGAGGAGGGGCCGGGUUACAAAACGAAUCAGCAUGCCAGUCAGUGAGGAAGCUAAAGAAGUGCCAACAUUAGCCUACAUGAAACCCUUUUGUGCCACACAUUGGUGCUAGAUGUAUUGAGAUGUAUUUGGUCAGAAAACUUGCAGAUAUUUUGAUGACUGAGGGAUGUGUUACAGAGGAUUACACCGGUCACAUUCAGACUAUUUAAGGUUGCAAUAUACAGUAGUUUUUUAUGUCUAAUCCUAACCCUCGUUUAUCAUUAAAUCCCUGUGUUAAAUCCCCAUGAGCCUUUACAUUGGUUCCCUAUGAGUCUUCCUUUACAAUGAAAUUCUAUCACAUUCUCCCUUCAUAAUAAAAGACCUUGACACAUAAGGUGCAUCACUGCCUACUUGAAAACAUUCGCUAUGAUGCAAAUCAACAAAAUAAUUUACACAGGCAAGGAAUGCGUAGCCAAGUGUUACAAAAAAUAUUUUCUACGAACCUAGAUCAGUUAUUAAUUAAUACGGAAUAUGCUAAUUACAGACAUAACAUGUUAGCAAUGCAGUCCUGUCCUGUGGUGAAAAAUGGAAAUCAAUUUGAUGUGUCUGCAGCAAUGUUAAGAGGUAAAACA